Messenger RNA from Lactuca sativa (garden lettuce), 3076 nucleotides. Its product is annotated as rho GTPase-activating protein 7. Gene Ontology annotation, biological process: signal transduction. The record is from RefSeq and is a predicted model, not a curated record. Lineage: Eukaryota; Viridiplantae; Streptophyta; Magnoliopsida; Asterales; Asteraceae.
CGCUAUUACCUAAUCCAACGUUUCUCGACAGAAACUCAAAGAGAGAGAGAGAAGGGUCACACAGCUUAGCUUUUGUUGCUCCUUUUGUGGGUUUUUCAUCAUCUCCAUCUUCCGCCUUCACCUGCACCAUCUCUUUAAUCUGAAGCCCACCUCAAAUCAGAUCUUCGCUGAUUACUUUAGCACUGUAGUUGGGUUUUCGAUCUGGGUUCGACUUAUUUGUGGAUAGUUUACAACACUCAUCUCAAUGUUUAAUUUUUUCGCCGUCAAUGUUUUCUAAGAAUGUCUGCUUCUUUGGCGACAUUCACGCGUCCCAGAAUUGGAGCGACAAACACGGUUUUCAAGAGUGGGCCACUGUUCAUAUCUUCUAAAGGAUUGGGCUGGAAGUCAUGGAAGAAGCGUUGGUUUAUUCUCACACGCACUUCUCUGGUGUUCUUCAAAAAUGAUCCAAGUGCACUUCCUCAGACUCAGAGAGGAAGUGAAGUAAAUCUGACAUUGGGGGGAAUUGACUUGAACAAUUCUGGAAGUGUUGUUGUUAGAGAGGACAAAAAGCUUCUAACUGUUUUAUUCCCUGAUGGACGCGAUGGGCGAGCAUUUACUCUCAAGGCAGAGACUUCAGAGGAUUUGUAUGAGUGGAAAACAGCUCUUGAACAUGCUCUAUCACAAGCACCAAAUGCAGCCCUUGUUAUGGGACAAAAUGGAAUCUUCCGGAAUGAUACUACAGAUUCCACUGAAGGCCCCUUCUAUCAAUGGAGUAAUAAAAGACCGAUUAAGUCUUUGGUUGUUGGAAGACCAAUAUUGCUAGCAUUGGAGGACAUAGAUGGAGGCCCAUCUUUCCUUGAGAAAGCACUUAGAUUUCUUGAGAAACAUGGAAGCAAAGUAGAAGGAAUCUUGAGACAAGCUGCUGAUGUAGAGGAGGUUGAUCGCAGGGUUCAAGAAUAUGAAACAGGCAAAACUGAAUUCAGUUCUGAUGAGGAUGCACACGUUGUUGGUGAUUGUGUUAAGCAUGUUCUUCGAGAGCUACCCUCAUCACCUGUUCCUGCAUCCUGCUGCACUGCUUUAUUGGAAGCUUAUAAAAUUGAUCAGAAGGAAUCUCGAGUAAAUGCUAUGCGUGCUGCAAUCUUGGAAACAUUUCCUGAACCAAACAGGCGUUUGUUGCAAAGAAUCCUGAAGAUGAUGCACACGAUUUCCUUGCAUACUUCUGAAAACCUAAUGACAGCAUCAGCAGUUGCUGCUUGCAUGGCACCAUUGCUAUUACGCCCACUUUUAGCUGGUGAAUGUGAGUUGGAGGAUGAUUUUGAUAAUAAUAAUAAUAAUCCCAACAAUUCUGCUCAGUUGCUUGCUGCUGCUAAUGCUGCUAAUAAUGCUCAAUCUAUUAUUGCAACUCUCCUAGAGGAAUAUGAUAUUAUCUUUGAUGAUGAUGCGAUGCUGAGAUGUUCUAUGUCAGCAGAUUCUAGGGACAUUAGUGGAAGUGAAGAUUCGAGUGAUGAUGAAAAUGUGGAAAUAAAAAACAAUGUUUAUCAUGAUGCACAAAAUGAAGCUGAUCAGGAAACUGAUGAUGAUGAGGAAGAGGAUGAUCCUGAACGUGUUUUUAGUGGAAAAUUGAGUGAAAGCAGUGGUUAUGCUGGCAGUGAUCUUUAUGACUUUAAGGCAUAUGGAGGUGAUGAAUCAGAUGUGGUAUCCCCAAAAAACAACAUUAAUUCAGCAGAAAAAUCAAAUUCAUUAUUAGCAGAGUCUCAACAACAUCUUGGAGAUUCUAUUGUUGAAAUUAAUGAGCAACAAAUGAAGCAAAACAGGGCAAAUGACAAUGAAUCAUGCGCUGGGACUCCACUUUCCAAACUAACAACUGCCUCCAACAAUAAUUCUAGACGUUCAACAAUUUGGGGAAGGAAUAAUGGCAGAAAGACACCAUCAAUGGAAUCAAUCGAUUCUUCUGGAGAAGAGGAACUUGCUCUUCAAAAGCUUGAGCUCACGAAAAACGACUUGCGACAAAGAAUCGCAAAGGAGGCUAGAGGAAAUGCAAUACUUCAAGCUAGCUUGGAAAGAAGGAAGCAAGCAUUGCAUGAGCGCCGAUUGGCACUUGAACAAGAUGUUUCAAGAUUGCAAGAACAGCUACAAGCUGAGAGAGAUUUAAGAGCUGCAUUAGAAGUCGGAUUAAGCAUGUCUUCUGGACAGGUGUCAGGAUCCCGUAACAUGGAUUCAAAGACAAGGGCAGAGCUUGAGGAGAUUGCUCUUGCUGAAGCAGAUGUUGCCAGAUUGAAACAUAAAGUUGCAGAGUUGCAUCAACAACUUCAUCAACAACGCCAACAUCACUAUGGCUCUCUCUCUAAUGCUUCUGAUCGAUUCCAACAGAGAGGUUUUCAGCAAGGCUUUGAUUCUACUAUUGCUAUAAUCAACCAUGAAAGGAAACAAAGAUCAGAGGAAACUUCAUUGGGAGCAGAGUUAAGAAACAUCAAAGGGCAGGCCUUAAUGAAUGGAAACAAGAGUAGGAAAACUACUACUCAUAAGCCAUUUUUAGACUCACAAAGCUUGAGUGAUUCUAAAACUAGUACACAGGCUUCCACAAGUUUAUCCAUGGAUGAUUUUGGGGCUGUUGAUUCUGUGGGUAUUAUGCCAUCUACAUCAAAACCAGCCGAGGUGAACGAUUAUCCAAGACAACAAUUGGCAACAUCUUCCACAUUGGUAGAAUUAACAACUCGCCUUGAUUUCUUCAAAGAACGAAGGUCUCAACUCAUGGAACAACUUCACAAUCUUGACUUAAACUAUGGGUCCACAACACAAGAUCUUACAUAUAAACAACCGUCGCCAGGCUGGAACAUACUUAAAAGAAGCUGAUCGUUUGGCAUUUGUAUAUCCUAUUCCUAUGUUUCUUCUCCUUUCAUGAUUCUUUGUUGGAAACUUAUUAAACUUGGUUUCUUCUUAUUAGGUGAAGUGGGUUUAUAGAAUCUUUAAUUGGGUAUGUGUAUUAUUUUGUUCAAACUGAUGAUUAUGAAGUUUUCAACAUAAUCUUAUACUGCUAUUUGAGAAUGUAAUGAAUGGUUUAAUUUUAUGUUUAAUGAGUGUUGCGUUCUUGGGUGUA